CCGGCGGGAGCGGCGCGGCACCGCGCACUCACCUGCAGAAGAAGUCCCUGGCGGCCGGCGGAAGCGGCACGGCACCGCGCACUCACCUGCAGAAGAAGUCCCUGGCGGCCGGCGGGAGCGGCGCGGCACCGCGUACUCACCUGCAGAAGGAGUCCCUGGCAGCCGGCGGGAGCGGCGCGGCACCGCGUACUCACCUGCAGAAGAAGUCCCUGGCAGCCGGCGGGAGCGGCGCGGCACCGCCUACUCACCUGCAGAAGGAGUCCCUGGCAGCCGGCGGGAGCGGCGCGGCACCGCGUACUCACCUGCAGAUGAAGUCCCUGGCGGCCGGCGGGAGCGGCGCGGCGCCGCGUACUCACCUGGAGAAGUCCCUGGCGGCCGGCGGGAGCGGCGCGGCGCCGCGCACUCACCUUCAGAAGAAGUCCCUGGAGGCCGGCGGGAACGGCGCGGCGCCGCGUACUCACCUGCAGAAGAAGUCCCUGGCGGCCGGCGGGGGCGGCGCGGCGCCGCGUACUCACCUGGAGAAGUCCCUGGCAGCCGGCGGGAGCGGCGCGGCACCGCGUACUCACCUUCAGAAGAAGUCCCUGGCGGCCGGCGGGAACGGCGCGGCAGCGCGUACUCACCUGCAGAAGAAGUCCCUGGCGGCCGGCGGGAGCGGCGCGGCACCGCGUACUCACCUGCAGAAGAAGUCCCUGGCGGCAGGCGGGAGCGACGCGGCACCGCGUACUCACCUGCAGAAGAAGUCCCUGGCGGCCGGCGGGAGCGGCGCGGCACCGCGUACUCACCUGCAGAAGAAGUCCCUGGCGGCCGGCGGGAGCGGCGCGGCACCGCGUACUCACCUGCAGAAGAAGUCCCUGGCGACCGGCGGAAGGGCCGCGGCGCCGCGCAGCAGCGAGCGCAGCACCGCGCCCGCGCACGCCACGUCGCCAGCCGCACGGCACCUGCGCCGCGCACCCACACUAUACUAG
Molecule: messenger RNA, 965 nt
Organism: Parnassius apollo (apollo)
Lineage: Eukaryota; Metazoa; Arthropoda; Insecta; Lepidoptera; Papilionidae
Source: the annotation of a GenBank genome assembly